CAUGCACAAAAACUAGACGUUGUACAUAUUCAAGCAAAGCCUCGACGAUACAUCUUUCCUGCUCCUUCCAACAGCGACAAUGUUCUGGAAAAUAUUUACCUUUCUGGUGCACGUCAGCCUGUCUGUCGCGCAAAACUAUGCCGGAAACACGGCAAUGUCCUUAUCGGACAUUGUAGAUAUGAGUACAUUUAAGCAAGUAUCACAGUCAACCGAGGCGAUAUUCCACGAAGGACCGGUGUUUGUGGAGACGACCAAUGAGCUCUACUUCUCGUCCAACCGUUUUACCGACAGCAGCGGUGGACAGAACAUCCGCAUUUCCAAACUGAAUGUGACCACGCCCAAUGCCACGCCGGUCACAGUGACAACCAAUCCCCCGAUUCUGAUGGCUAAUGGAGGUGCACGCAUUAAUCUGAAGGAAAUUGUCUAUUGUUCGCAAGGGUAUAACUCGACGCCGGGAUCAUUGAUGAGGCUGAAUAUCGAAACACUCGUGGCUACAAAAAUCCCUUUGCAAAUUGUGCGGCCUUUCGGGACCGCAGAUCCAAACCCAGAUUUUAGCAGUCCAAACGAUGUUGUUUUAAGCGACCAGUACGAUGGCUACUUUUUCACCGAUCCACCAUAUGGAUACUAUCAAAACUUCCGUCCCGAGAACACCAUGCCGCCUGCUGUUUAUUUCGCCGACAGACGAAGUUUGAAUGUCACACGCAUUUGGUUUUUUCCCUCGAACUACCGGCCAAAUGGGCUUUCGCCGUCCGCCGACGGAUCUCGGUUGUAUGUCGCCAACUCAGGAUUCCAAAUCGGCAACGGUUCAACGGACCCGAGCGUUCCCAUUGUCAUGCACGUCUUCGCCAUGUCCAAAGGCAGCAAGGGUGUUCCCGUGUUGACCGAGAUGGAUCCCAUUUCCACGGGCACCGGCGUCGGUGUGCCGGAUACGGUCAAAGUGGACGAGAAGGGCAACAUUUACGUGACCGUCAGCAAUGGAGUCCGCGUGUACACCCCGGGAGGAGUGUAUAUCGACACCAUCCUCAUUCCGUCCGCCGGACCAGUGGCCAAUAUUGCCUGGGCGGGGAAGACAUUGUACAUCUUAGCGGAAACGUUUUGUAUUCGGCAAGUAUCCCAGUCAAACGACGCGAUAUUUCACGAAGGACCGGUGUUUGUGGAGACCACCAACGAGUUGUAUUUCUCGUCCAACCGCUUUAUUAACAGCAAUGGAGAAGAACAUAUUCGCAUUUCCAAAUUGAAUGUGGCGACGCCGAACGCAGUGCCGGUCACAGUGACAACCAAUCCCCCGAUUCUGAUGGCCAAUGGAGGCGCACGCAUUAAUCGGAAGGAGAUUGUCUACUGUUCGCAAGGAUAUAACACGACAUCGGGCUCGUUGAUGAGGCUGAAUAUCGAAACACUAGUGGCUACAAAAAUCCCAUUACAGCCAAAUCUGGAUUUUAGUAGUCCCAACGAUGUUGUAUUAAGUGACCAGUACGAUGGCUACUUUUUCACCGAUCCGCCUUAUGGUUUCUAUCAAAAUUUCCGACCGAAAAACACGUUGCCGCCUUCUGUUUAUUUUGCCGACAAAAGAACUCUGAAUGUCACACGCAUUUGGGAGUUUCCGGCUAACUACCGGCCGAAUGGACUUUCCCCUUCCCUUGACGGAUCGCGGCUGUACGUCGCUAAUUCAGGAUUCCAAAUCGGAAACGGCUCCACAGAUGCCACCGUGCCCAUUGUCGUGCACGUAUUCGCCAUGUCCAAAGGCAACAAAGGUGUUCCCGUUCUGACCGAGCUGGAUCCCAUUUCCACGGGGACCGAUGUGGGCGUGCCGGAUACGGUCAAAGUGGAUGAGAAGGGCAACAUUUACGUGACCGUCAGCAAUGGAGUACGCGUAUACACCCCGGGAGGAGUGUUUAUCGGCACUAUUUCCAUUCCUCCCCCCGGACCAGUGGCUAAUAUUGCCUGGGCAGGGAAGACGCUGUAUAUGUUGGCGGAAAAGGUUUUGUAUUCGGUGCAAGUUAAAAAUCGAGCGGCACCGUUGCAUGAUAUUGAUAACACGAACUGGUGA
This is a messenger RNA of Paramacrobiotus metropolitanus, 2047 nucleotides long. RefSeq lists its product as uncharacterized. The record is from RefSeq and is a predicted model, not a curated record. NCBI's taxonomy places the organism in Eukaryota, Metazoa, Tardigrada, Eutardigrada, Parachela, Macrobiotidae. The transcript is spliced from 6 exons. The coding region runs from base 80 to 2047 and encodes 655 amino acids.